Molecule: messenger RNA, 369 nt
Organism: Paramecium tetraurelia
Lineage: Eukaryota; Ciliophora; Oligohymenophorea; Peniculida; Parameciidae
Exons: 2
Biological process (GO): signal transduction
Cellular component (GO): cytoplasm; nucleus; nucleotide-activated protein kinase complex
Molecular function (GO): protein kinase binding
Source: RefSeq, a predicted model, not a curated record
AUGGGAUCUCAAAGUAGUAAAUUAGUUACAGAAACAUAGAGGCACGAACACGCCAUUAACUAUAUGAACUCUGGAGGAUCAAUGAGCGACAAAUCAGCUAAAAGUAUCAAGGAUAUUGAAUAAACAUAACAAGAAUUUGUUAAUACUUAAUUUAAAUGGAAUUUUGGUGGACAGAAGGUAUUUGUGGCAGGCACAUUCUCCUAAUGGAAGACAACUCACUAAUUAUAAAGAGAUAAAGGAGGAGAAUUUAGCAUAGUGAUACCUUUACCAAAAGGAAUCCAUCAUUAUAAGUUUAUUGUAGAUGGAGAUUGGCGAUUCUCACCAGAUGAUCCUACAACUGCUGAUGAGCACGGAAUAUUAAUAAUGUGA